AUGGCCCCUGAAGAGUUCAAGGUCGAUAUGGGAUCUCACGGUUCCUUCACCAAGAUCAGUCAUAACAAGCCAUACGACACAAUCUCGCCACUUCGACCUGAACUCUCUUCCAAGGGCAAAAAUGUGAUCGUAACUGGGGGCGGGACGGGGAUUGGAAAGGCUAUAGCUAUGGCUUUUGCUCAAUCUGGAGCGGCUUCGGUGUCGAUUUUUGGGCGUCGAGAGGAUCGUUUGAUCUCAACCUCCAAAGAGAUCACCGGCGCUGUCACGGGAAACACGCGUGUGCUGUAUCGUGUCACCGACUUGGUAGACAGCUCGAGCACGCAAGCGUCGUUCAAGUCUAUCGCUGCUGAAGUGGGCAAGUUAGAUAUACUUGUGUCCAACGCAGGCGUCCUCGGAGAGAUCGGACAUGUCACCUCGGUCAACGUUGAAAACGUCAUGAAAGCGUACAAUCUCAAUGUGCGGAGUGCAUUCAACGCAGUCCAGGCAUUCGUCCCCCUCGCUGGCAAUGACCCUGUGAUUAUAAGCACAUCAACAGCUGCAAUUCACAUUGCACCCAUACCCAUGGCUGUCGCGUACACCGCCAGCAAGAUGGCCGUCUACAAGACAUUUGAGUAUCUUGCGGCCGAAAACCCGGAGCUACACAUCGUGCAGAUUCAACCCGGCGUGGUCGCCACGGAAAUCAACCAGGGGAUGCCUGACGUGGAUCGAGAUCGACCUGAACUUCCCGGAGGAUUCUGUGUCUGGCUCGCCUCUCCUGAAGCACGAUUCCUCAAGAACAAAUUUGUCUGGUCGAACUGGGACGUGGAUGAACUCAAGAGCAGGGCAGAAGAGAUUCAGAAUUCAAAUUUGUUGACCAUGGCGUUGCAGCUGGGCCCGCCUCAGUCCCAAGUAAAUUAG
Molecule: messenger RNA, 897 nt
Organism: Exophiala aquamarina CBS 119918
Lineage: Eukaryota; Fungi; Ascomycota; Eurotiomycetes; Chaetothyriales; Herpotrichiellaceae
Exons: 2
Coding region: 1-897 (298 amino acids)
Cellular component (GO): cytosol
Molecular function (GO): oxidoreductase activity
Source: RefSeq, a predicted model, not a curated record